UCACACAGUUUCUGAUCUCUCUGUCAUUUCGGUCUUGUGCGUUUUGUGUACGUUCGUGGUUUUCACGUUUCGUGUUCAAUCGUUCAUUUCUUCAACUAAUUCUUCCGAUUCAUCCACUCUUUUGAAAUCGUGACACAUCAUGGGUAAACCUCGUGGUAUUCGUACGGCCCGUAAACAUGUAAACCAUCGUCGUGUCCAAAAGUGGGCCGACAAGGACUACAAAAAGGCACAUUUAGGAACAAGAUGGAAGGCCAAUCCUUUCGGAGGAGCUUCUCACGCCAAGGGAAUUGUUUUAGAAAAAGUUGGAGUUGAAGCCAAACAGCCUAACUCUGCUAUCCGUAAGUGUGUCCGUGUACAACUUAUCAAGAAUGGAAAGAAAAUCACCGCUUUUGUACCUAGAGAUGGUUGUUUAAAUUAUAUUGAAGAAAAUGACGAAGUUUUGGUAGCAGGUUUCGGGCGAAAAGGUCAUGCUGUGGGAGAUAUUCCCGGGGUUCGUUUCAAGGUUGUCAAAGUAGCAAAUGUUUCAUUACUCGCUUUAUACAAAGAAAAGAAGGAGAGACCUAGGUCUUAAAUACAUAAUAUGUGUAUUUUUAUUUUUUUGAAUAAUUAAAAACAAAAUAUUUAAAAAGUGAAA
Molecule: messenger RNA, 634 nt
Organism: Myzus persicae (green peach aphid)
Lineage: Eukaryota; Metazoa; Arthropoda; Insecta; Hemiptera; Aphididae
Gene: RpS23
Product: 40S ribosomal protein S23
Exons: 4
Coding region: 140-571 (143 amino acids)
Biological process (GO): translation
Cellular component (GO): ribosome; cytosolic small ribosomal subunit
Molecular function (GO): structural constituent of ribosome
Source: RefSeq, a predicted model, not a curated record